Messenger RNA from Brassicogethes aeneus, 423 nucleotides. Lineage: Eukaryota; Metazoa; Arthropoda; Insecta; Coleoptera; Nitidulidae. The record is from the annotation of a GenBank genome assembly.
AUGCUAUUAUUUACAGAACUACUACAAGAAAUAAGAGCCCAGAGUCCACCCUCUAGCCCUUUUAUUGCAUGGGAUACAAUGUCUCAAAUAACAUCAGAUUCUGCAUCCGAAUCGAACAGUACGGGGCAGACACCCCUUUUUACAACUUUGGAUAAUGAAACUCCAUCUACAUCAAGCAAAGUUCCAAUACCCAGAAGAACAAUGCCAAAGAAAAGGAAUGCCCAAGAAGCUAUGAUCGAAAAAAUGUCAUCAUGCUUUGAUAAUUUAAAUAAAAGGGUCCAGUCAGCUCCUACACCAGAGGAAGACCUGCAUUUUGCAAAUAGUUUAGCGCACGAUAUGAAAAUUUUAACACCAUUACAAAAAACUCAAUUAAAAAGGACAAUUUACGAACUUUUGGAAAAUACUGCAAGCAAAACUUUGUAA